Molecule: messenger RNA, 1991 nt
Organism: Galdieria sulphuraria
Lineage: Eukaryota; Rhodophyta; Bangiophyceae; Galdieriales; Galdieriaceae
Exons: 1
Coding region: 20-1759 (579 amino acids)
Biological process (GO): protein ubiquitination
Cellular component (GO): Cul4A-RING E3 ubiquitin ligase complex; membrane
Source: RefSeq, a predicted model, not a curated record
UCCAGUUCCGGAUUUGACUAUGAAACACGUGGUCCUCUUGUGUAUACUAUUGUCCCUCAUAUAUAUUGUUUUGCAAGCUGAACAAGUACGGGGAGAAACUAUCAACACGUUAAGAUUGAAUCACCCUAAUGUAGCUAGUGGUAAAGAAAUAACUUCUCGUUUCCUAGUGGGUACCCCUUGUAAUUCUAGUAUUUCUUGUGGUCCUGAGCUGGAGUGUGAAGAAGGGGUUUGUGUGCAUGUUAAGCUCGGAAGUCCGUUUACGGUUCGCGAUGGAAUGGCUUGUUUAGUAUUUUUUGUUGCAGCUGCUAUGGCAAGUGCUGGAGCAAUUGCUGGCGGGCCCAUAUUUGUUCCUGUUUUGGAAGUCAUGUUGAACUUUGCAGUUUCACAGGCUGGUGGAGUUUCUCAAUCUAUGAUAACGGGAAUGGCAGUUGCUGUAAGUACCAUCGCCUUUCUCAAGAGACAUCCAGAAAGGGAUAGACCAGCAGUGUAUUAUGAGAUUGUUACUAGUAUGGUUCCUAUUUGUCUCAUGGGAACUUUUAUCGGUACUUAUGUGAACCAAGUUCUUCCUGGAUACUUUACAGCGUUCGUUGUUGUUAUUAUAUUGAUUUAUUUGGUGAUUACUACUUCAAUGAAGGCUAUGUCUCUCAGAAGAAUCGAGUUACAUGAACGAGAUUUGCGCAACACGGGAACAUCCUCAGACUACGAUAUGGCAGAUAUAUUGGUAUCGCAAAAUCCUCAAGACUCGAAUAAUACCAAUGCUACCAAACGGAAUUCUUUUUCGAAGAGUCUCAGUAACGCAGCUGGUACUUGUGAGGAACAUGCGUGGACAACUACGAAUGAUUCGGAUGAAUACAACUCCAACUUGAAUCUACCUAGUCAGCGCAAUAAUAAUAAUAAUAAUAACGCAACUACUGGAAAUGAAAAUGGCGAGAGUAGUAGUGCUUGUCUUCCAAAUGUUCAAAUCACUCGCAUCUUUGCAAAGAUACCAUUUCUGGGAGCGUAUUUGCAUCCUCCAAAGUCAUCGCCUGAUAUUGACAGUAUGCUGAAAACGGAAAGACGUCGAUUUCAAUGGGGUGAUUUAUUGCUUUUAGUGACCACUUGGUCUUUUGUUAUUAUUUUCGUUGCACUUCGAGGAGGGAAACCCAGAAUAAUCAGUCCAUUGGGAGUACAUUUGUGUGGUUGGAUUUAUUGGUUUUUAUUAGCUAUUCUUGAACUUGUCUUGCUUAUUAUAUCUUCAGUGACUAUGUUGCGUUUGUAUUCUCUGCAUCAGCAUCGUGUUCGUCUGGGAUAUUUAUUUUGUCGUUCAGAUGUUCGUUGGACUCCUAAAACGCUUAUUCUAUAUGGUAUAUUUUGCUUUGUAUGUGGACUUGUAGCAUCUUGGGUGGGUAUUAGUGUUGAAACUCUUGCAGCAGGAUUUCUUUUAGUUGUGCUUGGAGUAGAUCCUUUGGUAGUGCAACUUACUGGUGGUGUUAUUAAUUUGUUUACAAGUAGUGCUAUUGCCGCAGAGAGUGCUGCGAAUGGUAGUUUAGCUUGGCGUUAUGCAUUGUUCUAUGCAGGCUUUACAUUUUUGGGAGCUUUGGUAGGUGUAUUGGUGGUUGGCCAUUUUGUUAAGAAAUAUCAUUUGAAAUCGAUUAUUGUAUUUUGUUUGGUGUUUUUCUUAAUAGUGGCCACUGGAUUGGAGCUUUAUGUUGCUAUUCAGACACUGCAAGAUACGUUAAAAUAUGACACUAGUAAAUUUCCUAUUGGUAGUAUAUGUUGACAGGGGAUCGAUAUUGUCUUCUUGAUGAUAGUUGUUUUAUGGAUUUGUAAAUAUUAAAAUUUUUUCAGGUUAUUAUGAAACCUUGAGAAAUUCUUGGUCCUAUUCAUAUGUAGGAAUAGUAAUAUUAUUCAUUAUAAAAAGCAGCCGCAUCUCCCUUUGCCAAUACGAUAAACUGGCAAUCCAUAACUCUAUUAUGAAGGACUCUUUUAGCAGCUAAGAUAAUCCUACUCUA